CCGUCCCGGGGAGAUGCGGAUGAGCUGCAGAAGCAGAAAUCUGCUCUCAUCCCUCGAGCGAACACCACAACGCGAUGGCCGCAGCAGUGGAUGCGAACUGUUAAAAAAUUAUUUGAUUUGCUGAACUACCUCGCAUAGCGCAUGGUUUUCGCCUGUGAUAGCUUGGGAAAACACUGCAAGUGGCGGUCGCUGCGCUAAGACGACGCGCCAGCUCCUACCAACUGUGACCCGGGCAUCAGGAAGAAGGUAGCCAGCUGGCUAACGUUAAUCUAUCAGGCUGUAUGGCUGAACCGGAGCUCCUGCUGGACUCCAAUAUCCGGCUUUGGGUGGUCUUGCCCAUUGUCUUCAUCACCUUUCUUGUCGGGGUGAUUCGCCAUUAUGUAUCCAUUCUUCUUCAAAGUGACAAGAAGUUGACGUUAGAACAGGUUUCUGACAGCCAGGUUCUUAUUCGGAGCAGAAUUCUCAGAGAAAAUGGAAAAUACAUUCCCAAACAGUCUUUUUUGAUGAGGAAGUUCUACUUCAAUAAUCAAGAGGAUGGAUUUUUCAAGAAGACCAAAAGAAAGGUUGUACCACCCUCUCCAAUGACAGAUCCCAGCAUGCUGACAGACAUGAUGAAAGGAAAUGUUACCAAUGUGCUUCCCAUGAUCCUCAUCGGAGGCUGGAUCAACUGGACCUUUUCAGGAUUUGUAACAACUAAGGUUCCCUUCCCUCUCACCCUGCGUUUCAAGCCCAUGCUGCAGCAAGGAAUAGAGCUGCUCUCACUGGAUGCCUCCUGGGUGAGCUCAGCGUCAUGGUAUUUCCUCAACGUGUUUGGACUACGAAGCAUGUACUCAUUAAUCCUCGGCCAAGAUAAUGGUGCAGAUCAGUCGAGGAUCAUGCAGGAGCAGAUGAGUGGUGCUGCCAUGGCCAUGCCCGCAGAUACAAAUAAAGCUUUUAAGGCUGAGUGGGAGGCACUGGAACUGACUGACCAUCAGUGGGCACUGGAGAGUGUAGAGGAGGAUCUGAUGAGCAGAGAGCUGGACUUAGAUGGCAUGUUCAGCAAGGAGCUGCCCAGUGGUAUCUUCUGAUGGCCCGGCGGCUUCUACUUGGAGCCUUCAAUUUGAAUUUUGAUCAUUGCAGGGAUUUGCUUUUGGUUAAAACCGCAGAGAUGGGACAAAUCCCUUCAUGUUAUGCAAAGUUUACAUUCACUUAUCUGUGGUCCUUUUUACAUGUGUUACCUUUCCAUUUCUGUCCAUAAAAUAUCUAAAAUGACUUAAAAUACACUGGUUCUGCUGCUGUGUCCUGCAUAGUAGAAAGCAUUGCUUUGUUGUCUCACCUUUUAGACAUGGAGAUGUUUGGGAGAACUUAAGUGGCUUUUUGCUUAUUGAAAUGCAUUAUUAUCAGCUUGCAACUGUAUACCAUCAUAAUGCCAGGUAAUAGAAUGUAAACUACCGAGUCCUUCUUUUUUCUUUUUUCAUGCACAGCUAGACUAGCUGACUCAAUUUUCAUAUGUGUUGUCAUCAUGUUUAAAAAAUAGGACACUACCAUUUUACAGGUCUGAAUGACGUUUAUUUAAUUUUACUUUAAGAAUCUUUAAUGACUCCUUGGUUUAGAUAGACCAGCUGCUGUGUGUCAGCUCCCUAAAGUUGGAAGCAGACCCAGAACUGAUUAGUUGUUGGCAGAGAAUAUGUUGUGUGAUUGAAAUGUUGUUUUUGAAGUGUGUAGACAAUUUAUUUUGUAAUGUAACUCCCCUGUGUUUUGUACAGCAUAAAGCCUGUUUUG
Chelmon rostratus (copperband butterflyfish) is the source of this 1761-nucleotide messenger RNA. RefSeq names its product ER membrane protein complex subunit 3 (gene emc3). Gene Ontology annotation, cellular component: membrane; EMC complex. The record is from RefSeq and is a predicted model, not a curated record. The coding region runs from base 282 to 1067 and encodes 261 amino acids. Gene Ontology annotation, biological process: protein folding in endoplasmic reticulum. The transcript is spliced from 9 exons. Lineage: Eukaryota; Metazoa; Chordata; Actinopteri; Chaetodontiformes; Chaetodontidae.